ACUUGAAGCAACACUGAAUGUUCAUGAUGGCUGUGUGAAUACAAUUUGCUGGAAUGAUACAGGAGAAUAUAUUUUGUCAGGUUCAGAUGACACCAACCUGGUAAUUAGCAAUCCCUACAGCAGAAAGGUUUUAACAACUAUUCGCUCAGGACACAGGGCAAAUAUUUUUAGUGCAAAAUUCUUACCAUGCACCAAUGACAAGCAGAUUGUGUCCUGUUCUGGAGAUGGAGUAAUUUUUUAUACUAAUGUUGAGCAAGAUGCUGAGACCAACAGACAAUGCCAAUUUACGUGCCACUAUGGAACUACGUAUGAGAUUAUGACAGUACCAAAUGAUCCCUAUACUUUCCUCUCUUGCGGUGAGGAUGGAACUGUAAGGUGGUUUGAUACUCGCAUCAAAACAAGUUGCACAAAAGAAGAUUGUAAAGAUGAUAUUUUAAUAAACUGCCGACGUGCUGCCACCUCUGUAGCUAUCUGUCCUCCAAUACCAUAUUAUCUUGCUGUGGGCUGUUCUGAUAGCUCAGUAAGAAUAUAUGACCGGCGAAUGCUUGGCACAAGAGCAACAGGUAAUUAUGCUGGUCGGGGCACUACAGGAAUGGUUGCACGUUUUGUUCCUCCCCACCUCAAUAACAAAUCCUGCCGGGUAACAUCUCUGUGCUAUAGUGAAGAUGGGCAGGAGAUCCUUGUUAGCUAUUCUUCAGAUUACAUAUACUUGUUUGACCCUAAGGAUGACACAGCACGAGAACUUAAAGUUCCUUCUGCAGAAGAGAGAAGAGAAGAGUUACGGCAACCUCCCGUUAAACGUUUGAGACUAAGAGGGGAUUGGUCAGAUACGGGACCAAGAGCAAGGCCUGAGAGUGAACGAGAAAGAGAUGGGGAGCAAAGUCCUAACGUCUCACUGAUGCAGAGGAUGUCAGACAUGCUAUCAAGAUGGUUUGAAGAAGCUAGUGAAGUUGCGCAGAGCAACCGAGGACGAGGAAGAUCUCGGUCUAGAGGUGGAACCAGUCGACCAGAUGCCUCCAUUACUAACAACAUACCGACAAGUGCUGAAUCAGAGAGUGCAAUGGAAGUGGAUGGUCCUGAACAGCUUCCAUCCUCUUCAUCCUCUACAAUGUCAGCGCAAGCUCCCUCAACGUCUUCCUCAAUAGAAACCCCCCCUUCCACAUCCUUACUAUCCUCACCUGACAAUGAACAAAGACCAUCUUUGGAGGCCUCUGCUCAUCCUACCCUCCAUCAGUCUGAAUUUUUGGCACCUGAGUUAGCUAUACUCCGUAGGGGCCUGCAGCGACUGAGGCUUAAGAAGGCUGAACAACAGAGACAGCGAGAGCUAGCUGAGGGUUCAGCACCACAGUCCUCCACCUCUGAUCAGUCUUCCCCUAAGGGCUCCUCACAGGACCCUCAGACUUCAGAUUCUCCUUCUUCUGUGGUUAACAAACAGCUCGGAUCCAUGUCACUUGAUGAGCAACAGGACAGUGAAAAGCAGAGUCCACGAGCAGGAACAGGUGAACCAGUUUUAAGUUUGCACUACAGUACAGAAGGAACUACUACAAGCACGAUAAAAUUGGACUUCACGGAUGAAUGGAGCAGCACAACUUCAAGUUCUAGAGGGAGUGGAAGUCACUGCAAACCUGAAGGCCACGAAGAAGCUCUAAGAACACACAGCUCAGAACAGACAACACCAGAAAAUGAAGAAACAAGAGUCCGUAAAGAAUUGCACGAGGAAGUCACAGGUGCUGAAGAGUUGAAAACUAUAGAUGAAGCUGUAGAGAGAACAGAAACAGCUGUAUCAGAUAAGGCUAUUUCUGAGCAUCCUGGAACCAGCACAGAAGGAGAAAGUGAUCCCAAUCUUGACAGCAUCUGUAGGAACCCAGAGGAAGGACCUUCAAGUGAAAAAAGCAAAGAACAAGAGAGGUCAAGUCAAAGUACAGAGUCUAAUGCCAACCCAGUUAAUACAAACCAUGAACUUCAACCGCAGCCAGACUCUUCAGGGCUUGCAAGUCAUGAAGAAUCAUCCACCAGAAGCACUGCUUUCCAAGAAACUGAUGAUAGUGAUGAUGACCCUGUCCUGAUACCUGGUGCAAGGUAUCGAGGAGGAUCAGGACAUAGACGAUCUGCUGUUGCUCGCAUUCAGGAACUCUUCAGAAGAAGAAAAGAAAGGAAAGAGAUGGAAGAAUUGGAAACCUUGAAUAUUAGACGACCUUUAAUAAAGAUGGUGUAUAAGGGUCAUCGGAACUCCAGGACAAUGAUAAAGGAAGCCAAUUUCUGGGGCUCUAACUUUGUAAUGAGUGGUUCAGAUUGUGGCCAUAUCUUCAUCUGGGAUCGGCAUACUGCUGAGCAUCUGAUGCUGCUGGAAGCUGAUAAUCACGUGGUGAAUUGUCUACAGCCACAUCCAUUUGACCCAAUUCUUGCCUCGUCGGGUAUUGAUUACGAUAUAAAAAUUUGGUCACCACUAGAAGAGUCCAGGAUUUUUAACCGAAAACUUGCUGAUGAAGUUAUAACUCGUAAUGAAUUAAUGUUGGAAGAGACCAGAAACACAAUUACUGUUCCAGCUUCUUUCAUGUUACGAAUGCUGGCAUCGUUGAAUCAUAUAAGAGCAGACCGGUUGGAGGGUGACAGGUCAGAAGGGUCUGGUCAAGAGAAUGAAAAUGAAGACGAAGAGUAAUUGGCUCUUCUAUGCGAGCACCUAGACGUUACGGAAUUUAUAUAAGACAUUAAUUAUAUUUUUCCUUACAGAGCUUUAGUGCAAUUUUAAGGUUUUGCUUUUGGAUAACCCAACAUUUUGUUUCUGAACGACUGUGUGCAUGACUUUGGGAGAGUGUGCAAGUAAAAUAAGCAAAAAUGUUUUUAAAACGUUUUGCCAUGUCUGAGGGGUGCUAGAAGAUGCAAAGUGCAAUAUUUUCCUUAACCUGCAAACGUGGGAGCUUGGAUCAAUGUUUAAAAAUAACUUUCAUUAGAGCAAAAACAUUGGUUCAAAUAAAUUUCUAUACCUGCUAUUUGCAUGUUUGUUGCUUUCUAAUUAAAAGAUUUGGUUGU
This is a messenger RNA of Emys orbicularis (European pond turtle), 3030 nucleotides long. It is a transcript of the gene DCAF6, whose product is annotated as DDB1 and CUL4 associated factor 6. Lineage: Eukaryota; Metazoa; Chordata; Testudines; Emydidae. Gene Ontology annotation, biological process: positive regulation of transcription by RNA polymerase II. The record is from RefSeq and is a predicted model, not a curated record. Gene Ontology annotation, molecular function: protein binding. Gene Ontology annotation, cellular component: Cul4-RING E3 ubiquitin ligase complex; cytoplasm. The transcript is spliced from 20 exons. The coding region runs from base 317 to 2659 and encodes 780 amino acids.